Messenger RNA from Coprinopsis cinerea okayama7#130, 495 nucleotides. Its product is annotated as histone H3. Gene Ontology annotation, molecular function: DNA binding; structural constituent of chromatin; protein heterodimerization activity. The coding region runs from base 1 to 495 and encodes 164 amino acids. The record is from RefSeq and is a predicted model, not a curated record. The transcript is spliced from 4 exons. NCBI's taxonomy places the organism in Eukaryota, Fungi, Basidiomycota, Agaricomycetes, Agaricales, Psathyrellaceae. Gene Ontology annotation, cellular component: nucleosome.
AUGGCUCAGACGGCCCAGAAGGCAUCCAGCUCAAAGCGGAGGGCACCGACAGACGAUUCCUCCGACCCGCCAACUCCAGCGAAAAGGCCGAAAUCUGCGACCGCGCGAAAGAGCACUGGGGGACACAAACCUAGACGUGUAGCAGAGCCUGAACCACCAAAACCGAAACGCCGCUUCCAUCCCGGUACUGUGGCAUUGAGAGAAAUUCGUAAAUACCAGAAAAGCACGGAUCUCUUGUUGAGGAAGCUGCCAUUCUCUCGUGUGGUUCGCGAAAUCGCGCUUGACAUGCAAACCAACUUGAACGGCGACGCCGAUGUUGCGCUACGGUGGCAGAGUUCCGCUCUCAUGGCUCUGCAAGAAGCAGCAGAGGCUUAUCUUGUUCACCUCUUCGAGGAUGCGAAUUUGUGCGCGAUUCAUGCGAAACGAGUGACAAUCAUGACCAGAGACAUCCAGCUGGCUCGUCGGAUUCGCGGGCCAUGGGGAGGGCUAGCAUGA